AUGGGAGAUAUUCAUGGGCAGUAUUCGGAUCUUUUGAGGCUUUUUGAAUACGGGGGUUUCCCUCCUAAGGCUAAUUAUUUAUUCCUUGGGGACUAUGUUGACCGUGGCAAGCAGAGUUUGGAAACAAUAUGCCUUUUGCUUGCAUAUAAAAUCAAAUACCCCGAGAACUUCUUUCUUUUAAGAGGAAAUCAUGAAUGCGCCUCUAUCAACCGGAUUUAUGGAUUUUAUGAUGAAUGCAAACGCCGAUUCAAUGUGAGACUAUGGAAAGUAUUUACUGAUUGUUUUAACUGCCUUCCUGUAGCUGCUCUAAUCGAUGACAAGAUAUUGUGCAUGCAUGGUGGCCUUUCCCCUGAUUUAACAAAUUUGGAUCAGAUUAGGAAGUUACCCCGUCCAACUGAUGUUCCAGAUUCUGGUUUACUUUGUGAUUUACUUUGGUCAGAUCCUGGACAAGAUGUCAAGGGCUGGGGAAUGAAUGACCGGGGAGUCUCAUACACUUUUGGGCCAGAUGCGGUGUCAGAUUUUUUGAUGAAGCAUGAUAUGGACCUGGUCUGUCGUGCACAUCAGGUUGUUGAGGAUGGGUAUGAGUUCUUUGCUGAUAGACAGCUCGUCACAAUAUUUUCUGCUCCCAACUAUUGCGGUGAAUUUGAUAAUGCUGGUGCAAUGAUGAGUGUUGAUGAAAGCUUAAUGUGCUCUUUCCAAAUCCUUAAGCCUACAGAUAAAAAGCCAAGUCUAUUUGUGAGUUAAGGAAAAAUCAGUUGAAGAUAAACCUGUUUUAUAGCUCCUUCAGUGUCGGAAGUUGCAGAUCAUUAUGCUUCUUUCAGCAUUGAGGGGAUGAGUUAUUUGUUAAAAUUUAUUGCGUCAAAAGAGGAGCUCUCCUACUUCAACGUGGAGGUAACUUCUUCAUAGGGCGGCAUCAAUGGGCAGGGUAUUCAUUUUUUUCAAUUAAGUUUUCACACGGAAAUUCAAUGGCCGUGUAUAUUCAUAAUGUUUUGUAAAUUACUGCACUUUGUAGAAUGUAAGAC
Molecule: messenger RNA, 1022 nt
Organism: Pistacia vera
Lineage: Eukaryota; Viridiplantae; Streptophyta; Magnoliopsida; Sapindales; Anacardiaceae
Product: serine/threonine-protein phosphatase PP1 isozyme 1
Exons: 4
Coding region: 1-744 (247 amino acids)
Cellular component (GO): nucleus; cytoplasm
Molecular function (GO): protein serine/threonine phosphatase activity
Source: RefSeq, a predicted model, not a curated record